Messenger RNA from Gregarina niphandrodes, 870 nucleotides. RefSeq lists its product as hypothetical. Bases 1 to 870 code for a protein of 289 amino acids. The record is from RefSeq and is a predicted model, not a curated record. NCBI's taxonomy places the organism in Eukaryota, Apicomplexa, Conoidasida, Eugregarinorida, Gregarinidae. The transcript has a single exon.
AUGAGCAGUGUCGACUGGCCGGGCCUGCUGAAGUGGAGCUUGCAAUAUAAUGAUGGAACGGCACCCACCGAGUUAGGAGACAGAGGCGUUCGCAGCAAAGAGGAUUUGGACUUCUUGCAGAAAGCUAUGGAAGAGUUUUGCGGCCAGCAAGUAAACGCAGGUCAGAUGGUAACCGAAGCGAUGACUAUAAUUUCCGAGUCGACCGCACUGGACUUAGCCGCGAACAACUCAGCUCGUGUCCUGGGCGCAAUUGCAGUCAUAGAAGAGGCUUUCGACGUGGAACCGGAGCUAGCGCGACACCUUGACAAGUAUGAAAUGCCAACGGACUCCGCCACAGCGCCAGACUCCACCACAGCGCCAGACUCCACCACAGCGCCAGACUCCACCACAGCGCCAGACUCCACCACAGGCUGCGAGACGGGCCCAGUGGGUUGUCGAACAUUAAUCCACUUGCUGCACGAGUGUAUGAAGCAUGGUGACGUGACGGUGCGUGAAAAGACCUGUGAGUGCUUGGCCUUGGCGUUGCCUAACAACCUACCUAUCCAGAACAAGUUUUAUGAGAACGGUUUGCUCGCCACAGUGGUCGCCGAGCUGGAUACCUGUGUACCAUACGCGCUCGGUGAAGACGAGAAUCAACGGCGGUACGUGACCAAGGUGUUUAGUGUGCUUGCCGGACUAGUCAAGCACUGUCCCUCAGCCGAAGACGAGUUUAUUAACAAGCUCCACGGCCUGGAACUGCUUAAGAAGCUAUCUGGUACAAAGCACGACCGUCUCACUGUGAAACUGGAGUCUAUGCAUACCCACCUCAAGCAUCAAGGACUUUUUAACCAAAUCGCUCCAGCGCAAGCUCUCCAAGCCAUCAGAUGCUAA